CUCCAUUCUUGGCAAAGCAGCUCCUCUUAUCAUCGUACGGACAUUCUUGUCUAUGCUCACAGCUGGAAAGAUGUCGGCAAGGUACCUCGUCGGCCGCUCUCUCGCCUCGGUUGCGCUUCGGCCCGCUCCGGCCAAGCGGGUGGCAGCCGUCGUCCCUGCAAGGACGCUGGCAACCGCUAUCAACCGCUCGCCCAUCACUCAGGUCACGACCCUUUCGAAUGGUCUGACUGUAGCAACGGAGAGCAACCCUUCGGCGCAAACGGCCACUGUUGGAGCAUGGAUCGACGCUGGGUCGAGGGCAGAGACUGAUGCUACCAAUGGUACGGCUCACUUCCUAGAGCACAUGGCAUUCAAGGGCACUGGCAAGCGCACGCAGCAAGGUCUCGAGCUCGAGGUCGAGAACCUUGGUGCUCACUUGAACGCCUACACUUCACGCGAGCAGACUGUCUACUAUGCCAAAUCCUUCCGCAAGGAUGUGGACAAAGCGGUUGACAUCAUCUCGGACAUCCUGCAGAACUCCAAGCUGGAGCAGAGCGCCAUUGAGAGGGAGCGGGAUGUGAUUCUGCGGGAGCAAGAGGAAGUUGAUAAGCAGACAGAGGAGGUCGUGUUCGACCACCUGCACGCGGUCGCCUUCCAGGGUCAGGCGCUCGGCCGCACAAUCCUCGGCCCGGAGAAGAACAUUCGCACCAUCACUCGUGAUGACCUUUCAUCGUACAUCAAGACCAACUAUACUGCCGACCGCAUGGUCCUCGUUGGCUCGGGCGGUAUUGAGCAUGCGGAGUUGGUCAAGCUGGCUGAGAAGAACUUCUCUUCGCUUCCCGUCUCGACAAACCCGAUCGCGCUGGGCCAGAGUUCGCACCCCAAGACCAAGUUCGUCGGUUCCGAUGUCAGGAUUCGUGACGACUCGAUGCCGACGUGCAACUUUGCAAUCGCCGUCGAGGGCGUCAGCUGGAAGUCACCUGACUACUUCCCGAUGCUCGUCCUGCAGUCCAUCAUGGGCAACUGGGACCGCUCGCUCGGCUCUUCGCCGCUGCUGAGCAGCCGUCUGUCGCACGUCAUCUCGAGCAACAACCUGGCCAACUCGUACAUGCACUUCAGCACGUCCUACUCCGACACCGGCCUGUGGGGCUGCUACUUUGUGUCGGAGAACGUUUACAACCUGGACGACCUCGUACACUUUACGCUGAAGGAGUGGCAGAGGAUGUCCAUUGCACCACUCGAGGGCGAGGUUGAGCGCGCCAAGUCGCAACUCAAGGCAUCGCUCUUGCUCGGUCUCGAUGGCACGACGGCCAUCGCCGAGGACAUUGGCAGGCAGCUCGUCACGUCCGGCAAGCGCCUGACACCCAAGGAGAUUGAGGCUAAGCUUGACGCAGUCAAUGCGAACGAGAUCCAGCGCGUCGCAAAGACAUACCUCUGGGACCAAUCGAUCGCGGUCUGCGCGACUGGUCAGACAGAAGGUCUGCUGCCGUACGACCGCAUCCAGACUGGCAUGUCAUCCAUGAUCUACUAGCCGGAUCGCAGCGAGCAGCGGUCAAAUCUCAACCUCAUUGGUCAUGGAGAUCACAGUCCGGUUUCCCUCCUCACAAGGAAGCGUGUGGGCGAAAAGAUGCACGUCAAUUGCAUGUGCUGUGGAGAGGAAGAACUGAACUGUAAUGUAAGAAUUUGGCAGCACUUCAAGGUCUAGAAUGGUGGCAUCUGUGC
Molecule: messenger RNA, 1701 nt
Organism: Tilletiaria anomala UBC 951
Lineage: Eukaryota; Fungi; Basidiomycota; Exobasidiomycetes; Georgefischeriales; Tilletiariaceae
Product: putative MAS1-mitochondrial processing peptidase beta chain precursor
Exons: 3
Coding region: 71-1510 (479 amino acids)
Cellular component (GO): mitochondrion
Molecular function (GO): metalloendopeptidase activity; metal ion binding
Source: RefSeq, a predicted model, not a curated record